AUGGCAGAAUCUCUUGCAAAUGUGUGUCUGGAAACCCUUCGUGAUUUGCUGGUUGAAGAAACCAAGUUUUUGCUUAGUGUGAGUGGUGAUGUUGAGAAAGUGAAAAGAGAUUUGAGAAGCAUCCAUGCCUUGUUGAAGAAGGCUGAUAGAGAUAGAAGCGAUUCUCCAACUCUAAAGAGUUGCAUUUCCGAACUCAAAGAUCUUGCUUUCAAGGCUGAGAAUAUGCUUGAAACAUACCACGUUGAAGUUCAAUCCAAAAGAGAAGGGCGGAGAAGCCUCAAAGAAAAAUUCCGAAGGUACAUUUGCAUCAUUAGUGAGUGUUGCAGUAUCCACAAGGUUGGGAAUGAGGCUCGCGACAUAAUAUCUGCCCUGGCCGACCUCACUAAAAAGUUAGACUCGGAGUUUGGACAAAAAAGCUCACCUGUUUCGGAGGAGGAGGAUGAGAGGCAGCGCGAGUUGAGACAGAUAUAUGCUCACGACGUGGAUGCUGAUUUCGUGGGCAUGGAAAAAGAAAUCGAGCUUUUGGUCUCCAAGGUGAAGGACGAAACCAGAACAAAACGAGUAGUGAAGAUAUAUGGGAUGGGUGGUCUCGGAAAAACUACUCUCGCCAAAAAGGUGUACAACCACGCAGACCUCCAAUCUUACGCUCGAGCAUUGGUUUGCAUCACCCAAAAGUUUCAACUUAAGGCGGUUUUUGGUGAGAUUUUGGAACAAUUUGAUAGCAGCGCACAAAUUCGUGGCAUGACAAAACGCGAAUUGGUGGCAAGAAUCUCUAAUUUUUGCGAGGAGAGGAAAUGUCUGGUGGUGAUUGAUGAUAUUUGGGAAAUUGAUGAUUGGGAGAUCAUAAGGCAAGCUUUUCCGCCGAAUUGUAAUGUAAUUCUCACCACUCGCAAUAAGGAUAUUGCUAAUCAACAAUCUGAACCUUACAAGCUGAGAUUUCUAACCGAAGAUGAAGGGCAUGGAGAAGGUGUUGGAAAAUAUGAAAGAGUAAAUCAGGUGUUGGAGUUAAGCUAUGAUGCCUUGCCUUAUUACUUGAAACCAUGCUUCCUCUAUUUAGCAUGUUUUCCCGAGGAUCACAAGAUUGAUACAGAGAAAUUGUAUUUAUUGUGGAUGGCGGAAGGCUUCAUUUCAUACCAAGAUAAAGGACCUAACGAGACUCUAAGAGAUGUGGCCCAAAGAUAUCUAACUGAACUUGGUAUGAGGUGUAUGGUUCAACUCCAUAGAGAUGAGUACUACUCUCCACUUAACAAGUUCGAUACAUGUGGGCUUCAUGAUUUGAUGCAUGAUCUCUGCUCUUCUAAAGCUGAAGAAGAAAAGUUUCUGAAGCGCAUUGAUGCUUCUAAAUAUCUGACCGACAUUCUUUCACCAACUCAAACAAGGUUAGUAAUACCUCCAUCCAUUGGCAAUUCCAUAAGCAGAUUAGCCAUCAGUUGUGACUUCGAGCGUGAAGUGUCAGGUAUAAAUGGGUUAGAGGAAGUUAAAGGUCUUAGAUCAUUUAUACUUCUCCAAAAGUCUUAUGGUAUGAUUGACUUCAAAGAGAGUACGAUUGACUUUAAGAUGUCGCAAUACUUGAGGAUAUUUGUGGUAGAAGGUUGUGAGUUUGAAGGGGGAAAGUUACCAAUCAAGAUGUGUGAAGAUGAAAAGACUAAAGCAUCUGUUUCUCCCAUUUCAUGGCAUAGAAGUGAUUGGAGGGGAGAAACUAAGACUAGAUGGGCUACACGAGUUGGAGACAUUAGAAUGGAUCAGCAGUGA
Salvia hispanica is the source of this 1752-nucleotide messenger RNA. The record is from RefSeq and is a predicted model, not a curated record. Lineage: Eukaryota; Viridiplantae; Streptophyta; Magnoliopsida; Lamiales; Lamiaceae.